This is a messenger RNA of Alligator sinensis (Chinese alligator), 957 nucleotides long. Its product is annotated as putative olfactory receptor 52P1. The transcript is spliced from 3 exons. The record is from RefSeq and is a predicted model, not a curated record. Gene Ontology annotation, cellular component: membrane. Gene Ontology annotation, molecular function: olfactory receptor activity; G protein-coupled receptor activity. Bases 1 to 957 code for a protein of 318 amino acids. NCBI's taxonomy places the organism in Eukaryota, Metazoa, Chordata, Crocodylia, Alligatoridae. Gene Ontology annotation, biological process: G protein-coupled receptor signaling pathway.
AUGGCUGCAGCCAACCUGAGCCUCUCAAACCCCACCACCUUCCUGCUGCUGGGCAUCCCUGGCUUGGAAGAAGCUCACAGCUGGAUUUCGGUGCCGGUGUGCUUGAUGUAUGUGGUAAUCAUCCUAGGGAACUGCACUAUUCUCCUGGUGAUUGCCACUGAGCAAGCCCUGCACAGGCCCAUGUGCUAUUUCCUCUGCAUGCUGGCAGCCAUUGACCUGGCUGCCUCCUCCUCCGCCCUGCCAAAAAUGCUCGGCAUCUUCUGGUUGCAGGCUGGGGAGAUCCAUGUCAGCGCCUGCUUGGCCCAGAUGUUCUUCAUUCACGCCCUCUCCAUGAUGGAGUCAGCCGUGCUCCUGGCCAUGGCCCUGGAUCGCUACGUGGCCAUCUGCUUCCCGCUGAGGUACAACUCCAUCUUCACCGGUCCCCUCGUUGCCAAGAUGGGCCUAGCAGCCAUGGUCAGGGGGACCCUGCUCAUGACCCCCUGCCCCUUUUUGAUCAAGAGGCUGUCUUUCUGCAGAGGUAAUGCCAUCCCACACACCUACUGCGAGCACAUGGCGGUGGUGAAGCUGGCCUGCGGGGACACCACCAUUAACCGUGUCUAUGGGCUGAGUGUGGCCUUGAUCGUCAUCGGCGGGGACCUGCUGCUCAUCGGCCUGUCCUAUUCCCUCAUCAUCCAGGCCGUGCUGUGCCUGACCUCCCGCGAAGCCCGGCACAAGGCCCUCGGGACCUGCAGCUCCCAUGUCUGUGUUAUCCUCAUCUCCUACACCCCUGCGCUCUUCUCCUUCUUCACGCACCGCUUUGGCCACAACGUGCCCCCUCAUAUCCACAUCAUCCUGGCCAACCUCUACCUCCUGUUUCCCCCCAUGUUAAACCCCAUCGUGUAUGGGGUAAGGACGAGGGAGAUCCGGGAACGGGUAACUCGCCAUCUGGAAACAAGAGAGCAGGUUGACAUUAGUUAG